UGGCCUCGCUGCCCUGUCUGUCGGUCUGUCUUUCCUUGCUGACCCUGACGCUUCCACCUUGGUAGCUCGGACGCCAGCGGCGGACUGGCCCCGCCUCCCCAGGCUGGCCUUGCAGGACGGAGCCGCGAGCCUGGACUUGACUUUCGGGCUGGCACGCAGUGUGAUCUUGGGCAAAUCUUACCUGCCUCAGUUUCCCUAUCUGCACCAUGAGAUUAGGGGUGGGAAGUGAAUUUAAUAAGUUGUAUAUGCCCCCCCCCCCCCCAGCUCUCACGUACCGAGGCUUUGUGACUUUCUGACAGGCUGGGGACGAGAACCAAAACCAAACCAAACCCUUUGCCGUGGAGUUGAUUCCGACUCGUAGCAACCCUAUAGCACAGAGUAGAACUACCCCAUAGGCUUCCAAGAAGCACCUGGUGGAUUCGAACUGCCGAUCUUUUGGUUAGCAGCCAUAGCUCUUAACCACUAUACCACCAGAGUUUCUGCUGGCCUUCUGCACUGGAGGGUUCUUAAAGACGCUCCCACGGGACACUGUUCCCCCAGGUCUUGGCCAUGAACUCUUCUGGAAGAAGGCAGCAGGAAGCAGCAGGGCCCAGGGCUAGAAGGGCUCACAGACUCCCUGAGCAGGACCGCGACGUGCAACUGUCCAAGGCUCUGUCCUACGCCCUGCGCCAUGGGGCCCUGAAGCUGGGACUUCCCCUGGGGGCAGAUGGCUUCGUGCCCCUUCGUUCCCUCCUGCAGCUGCCCCAGUUCCGAGGUUUCUCAGCUGAAGACGUGCAGCGUGUGGUGGACACCAAUGGGAAGCAGCGGUUUGCCCUGCAACCCGGGGACCCCAGCACUGGCCCUCUCAUCCGGGCCAAUCAGGGCCAUUCCCUGCAGGUUCCUGAGUUGGAGCUGAUGCCUCUGGAGACGCCGCAGGUCCUGCCCCCCGUGCUGGUCCAUGGCACGUUCUGGCAGCACUGGCCAUCCAUCCUGCUCAAGGGCCUGUCUUGCCGGGGAAGGACACAUAUCCACCUUGCCCCUGGACUACCUGGGGACCCUGAUGUCAUCAGUGGCAUACGGCCCAACUGUGAAGUGGCCGUCUUCAUCAAUGGACCCCUGGCCUUGGCAGGUGAGCCUGGAUGCAUCAGGGACUGGCCUAGGCCUUCAGGGAGGGCAGGAGUCACAACCCUGGCUCUCACUGCAGAUGGAAUCCCCUUCUUCCGCUCUGCCAAUGGCGUGAUCCUGACGCCAGGGAAUGCUGAUGGUGUCCUGCUUCCCAAGUACUUCAAGGCAGCUUUGCAGCUCCGCCCUACCCGAAAGCCCCUCUCUCUGUCCGGUGGUGAAGAGACAGAGUGUCAGAGUUUCCCCAAGCACAACCCAAGAAGAAGAGGGAUGGUCCAGCAAUAAAAUAUUUAUUUACACACACAAAAAAAUUUUAAAAUAUAACCAAAAAGACACUCCAGUUUAAAAAAAAAUGGGCCAUCAUUCUGUAGCGACAUUUGGUCUUCGUGGUGUGCUCAGGGACUCCAGAUAGGUCAGGGGUAUUGGUCUUGGCCACUCCGGCAAGGGAAGGGGGGCACUUCCCCUCCCCAGCCUGGGUGGUGGCAGAGUCUGGCCCAGUUAGGCCCCUGGUCUGAACAAAGCCAGGGUGAGGGCAGGUGAACGUGCGCAGCUCGGUGCAUGCCUGGCGAGGGUGCGGGCAGUGAGUCCCAGUGGCCGUGUGGCCAUGGCAUGUGUGAGUGGCAUGAGGCAGUGAGACAGCCCUAGAAGGCCUCGUGGCCCCCUGUAAGCUGCAGGAAAAGGUCCUCAUCCAGCUCCUCCCCGCGGGCACGCUCCCGCGUCGACAGGAAGAUAUAGCCCCCGAUGUACUCGUGCACAAUACGGCAGCUGGCAGACACACAGCUGAAGGCCACGUUGAUGUGCUCGUCAAACUCGAUGGCCACCUGAGGGCAGGCGGGCGGGCGGAGGGGCUAAGGUGGGAUGCAGGAGCAACCCCUCCCUGUCCUGGUGGGGUCAGGCCCCGCCCCCGGUGCUGUCCCCACUGUGUGCCCACCUGCCGGAUGUCCCAGUUGACGUUCCACUGACGCAUGUUGCUGAACCGCCAGGUCUUGACCACGUCACCCACGGCCAGGUCGAUGCGGAUCAGCCGGUUGUUGGCAAUGCCCAGGAUCUCGUCUUUCCUGCUGCCCUUGAACCUG
This is a messenger RNA of Loxodonta africana (African savanna elephant), 2177 nucleotides long. RefSeq names its product tRNA phosphotransferase 1 (gene TRPT1). Gene Ontology annotation, molecular function: tRNA 2'-phosphotransferase activity. The transcript has 6 exons. Gene Ontology annotation, biological process: tRNA splicing, via endonucleolytic cleavage and ligation. The record is from RefSeq and is a predicted model, not a curated record. NCBI's taxonomy places the organism in Eukaryota, Metazoa, Chordata, Mammalia, Proboscidea, Elephantidae. Bases 550 to 1386 code for a protein of 278 amino acids.